Messenger RNA from Jaminaea rosea, 567 nucleotides. RefSeq lists its product as hypothetical. The transcript has 3 exons. The record is from RefSeq and is a predicted model, not a curated record. Lineage: Eukaryota; Fungi; Basidiomycota; Exobasidiomycetes; Microstromatales. The annotation marks the transcript as partial.
AUGGUCCACCUUUCUGCCCUCUCACUCGUCGCCCUCGCCGCCGCUUCGGCCUCUGCUGCGCCCGCUCAGGUGCCCGGAGGCAAGGCGGUCAAGCAGCCCAGCCACUUCACGUCGGCCUUUUCCACUCGCGCCGUGCCAGGCGACGUCAUUGCCAGCACCGGUAGCCCAGCGCCUGGACAGCCCAACGCCUUUGGCCACUUUGGCUUCAAGAUCAACUCGGAGCAGGACAUCAUCUGCUGGGACAUCCGUACCGUCAAUGUGACCGGUGAAUACCAGUCCCCCGCCGUCACGGCUACGCACAUCCACGCUGGUGUCAAGGGAGCAGCGGGACCGCCGAGACUCGCCUUUCCCAACCCCCAGUUCGUGCGCACCGACUCAACGGGCGCCGAGGUGCGCGAGUCCAAGGGCUGCAUGCAAGGUCCCUUCACCACGGGCGUCCAAGCCAACGGCGCCGACUCCGGUACCGCUUCGGGCUUCUCCCUUUCUCUCAUCGAGAAUGACCCCAGCAACUUCUUUGCCGACACGCACACCGCCCAGUUCGUCGCUGGCGCCGUGCGCGGUCAGCUC